UUUAGGUAGAUCACCAUGAGUUUAGCUGGUAAAGUUGUUAUUGUAACCGGAGCAAGUUCCGGCAUAGGUGCCGCCACAGCCGAAGCCUUUGCCAAGCAGGGCUCCAAAGUGGUGCUCACAGGACGAAAUCAAGCUAAUCUAAAGUCUACUGAGGCGGCCUGUAAAACAGCCAACAGCAAUGUGGAACUCCUAGUAAUCGCCGCUGAUGUAACAACAGACGCUGAGAAGAUUAUCAAAACAACAAUCGACAAGUUUGGACAAUUGGAUGUGUUAGUGAAUAAUGCCGGUAUGGGUAAAUGGGGUUCUAUCUUGGAUAUUGAUGUCGAUCAAUUUGAUCUUGUCAUGAAUACAAAUUUGCGUUCGGUCUUCCUGCUCACCAAAUACGCCGCACCACAUCUCGUGAAGACACAAGGUAGUAUCGUGAAUGUCUCCAGCGUUGCCGGUUUGCGUUCGUUCGAAGGUAUUUCAGUCUAUUGCACCUCUAAGGCAGCACUGGAUCAAUUCACCAGAUGUAUCGCCUUGGAUUUGGCGCCGAAAAAUGUGCGUGUGAAUGCCGUAAAUCCCGGUGUGAUUGUGACCGAAUUCCAUAAGCGUCUUGGCUUCUCGGAUGAGGAAGAUGCUAAAUUUUUGGAACAUUCGAAGACUACGCAUGCAUUGGGCCGUGUCGGCGAACCCAAUGAAGUAGCCGAUGCCAUUAUUUUCCUUGCUAGUGACAGUUCGAGCUUCAUAACGGGCGCAACUCUGCCGAUAGAUGGUGGCAGACACGCCAUGUGUCCGCGUUAAUAUUUCUUAGAAUAUAUAGAUAGAUAGAUAUAUAGCAAUAUAUAAAAUAAAAAAAUAU
Molecule: messenger RNA, 841 nt
Organism: Bactrocera dorsalis (oriental fruit fly)
Lineage: Eukaryota; Metazoa; Arthropoda; Insecta; Diptera; Tephritidae
Product: 3-oxoacyl-[acyl-carrier-protein] reductase FabG-like
Exons: 1
Coding region: 16-783 (255 amino acids)
Molecular function (GO): oxidoreductase activity
Source: RefSeq, a predicted model, not a curated record